AGCCUCGUUCCCGCUCCCAGGCUCCCUGGAUCGGGAGCCGACCCGCCUCCUGAGUAUCGAGGCCGCUGAUUGGUCGCGGGCGUCUGCUCGGCGGGGCCCAAUCAGGAGGCGCAGGGCGGCGGGGUCCGGCCGGGAGGAGACGGAGCGAGAGGCGGCGGCGGCCGGUCACAGGCAAUGGCAGAGGAGCUGCCCCCCUCCCUCUUCUUCCAGCACCAGUACAUGUGCUCCGAGUGCGGCCUGCUCUACAACACGCUGGAGGAGGUGCUCAUUCACCAGCAGAGCCACCUGGGGGAGCCCUGCCAGCCCCCCGGCGCUGCCCCCGCCGUGGCCCUCGACGUGGGGCCCCUGCAGGAGAACCACUACCAGUGCCUGGAGUGCGGGCGUGUCCUGCUCUCGCCCGACGAGCUGCUGGCCCACCAGAGCCUGCACCCCCGCCAGGGGCCUGCCCGCCCGGCCCCCCCUGCCUCCGCCAGCCAGAUUCACUACCAGUGCAGCGAGUGCAAGGAGCUCUUUGCCGCGCCCGACCUGUGGCUGGCCCAUCGCCAGAGCCACAAGGUCCAGGAGCCCGUGGCCACCCCCCAGCCGCUGCCCCCUCCCCCGCCAACCCCCUCUCCGGCCCAGCCGGCCAUGCACCCCUACGAAUGCUCGGAGUGCGCCGGCCUCUUCCAGACGCCUGAGGAGCUGCUGGAGCACCAGGGCGAGCACUUCACCGAGACGGAGAAGGAGAGCGGGGAGCCGGCGGUGCCUGAGGGGGUCAAACACGAAGUCCCCCGCUCCCCCACCCCCUCACAGCAGAUGCCGACACCGGCCCCGCCGCGGGCCUGGCGCUGCGGCGAGUGCAAGCAGGAGUUUGGCACGGCGGAGGAGCUGCGGCGCCACCGCCGAGAGCACGCCUCGGAAGAGUUCCUGUGCGGCGAGUGCCAGCGCGGCUUCACCACGGCCAACCGGCUGUUGGCUCACCAGCGAGUGCACGUGGACGGCACGCACGAGUGCCCCAACUGCAGCAAAGUCUUCAAGAAGGCGGCCUCGCUGGAGCAGCACAUGCGUAUUCACAAGGGCGAGGCCCUGUACCUGUGCGUCGACUGUGGCCUUGGCUUCGGCACCGAGAUGACGCUGGUGGUGCACCGCAAAAGCCACACGGCCAACCCCCUGCACCGCUGCGCCUGUGGCAAAACCUUCAGCAACAUGACCAAGUUCCUCUACCACCGCCGCACCCACGCAGGCAAGAGUGGGGCCCCGCCGGCCCGCGCUCGCGCCCCCGAUCCAGAGCCGGCCCAGCCGCCCGAUCCGGAGCCGGCCCAGCCGCCCGCCGUUGGGGCAGUGAACGGCUCGUUGGUGCCCCCUGCCGGCGGCAGCUUCCUGUGCCCGCAGUGCGGCAAGGAGUUCUCCAGCCACAUCCGCAUGGUGCGGCACAAGCGGGUGGUGCACGUGCUGGAACGCAAGCACAAGUGCCCCACCUGCGGCAAGACCUUCAAGAAGCUGGUGCACGUCCGGAACCACCUGCGCACGCACACUGGGGAGCGCCCCUUCCAGUGCACUGAGUGCGGCAAGACCUUCGCCUCCCAGGCCAACCUGAUGCGGCACCACCUGACCCACACCGGUGAGCGCCCCUACCAGUGCGACGUCUGCCAGAAGCGCUUCACCCAGUCCUCCAACUUGCAGCAGCAUCGGCUGCUUCACUCGGGUGCCGGCCCCUUCCCCUGCCAGGACUGCGACGCCACCUUCUCGCGGGCCCACAAGCUGGCCCUGCAUCGCGUCAGCCACACGGGCCAGUUGCCCUUCCAGUGCCCCGAGUGCGACAAAUCCUUCGCCCGCAAGCGGCUACUGGAGCUGCACCGGCUGGCCCAUGCCGGACGCGAGCCCCACCGCUGCCCGGACUGCGGCGCCCUCUUUGUCCGCCUGGCCAAGCUGGAGGAGCACCGCUGUGCCCACAAGAAGCUCUACCCGUGCCCAUCCUGCGGCAAGUGCCUGGGUUCCCUGGCCAAGCUGGCGCUGCACCAGCUGGUGCACUCCGGCCAGCGCCCUUUCACCUGCAGCCUCUGCGGCAAGGGCUUCACCAACCCGAGCGGGCUGAGCCGGCACCAGCAGCGCCACACGGGCGUGCGCCCCCACAAGUGCCCACUCUGCUCCAAGACCUUUGUGGCGGCCUCGGGGCUGCAGCUGCACCAGCGCACGCACACAGGCGAGCGCCCCUUCCCCUGCCCGGAGUGUGGCAAGGCCUUCCGGCAGGCCACCCACCUGCGGGAGCACCGGCGCCUGCACACCGGCGAGCGCCCCUACCAGUGCCCAGAGUGCGGCAAGGCCUUCAUCCAGUCCAUGCACCUGGCCGAGCACCGGCGCAUCCACACCGGGGAGCGCCCGCACCGCUGCCCGCACUGUGCCAAGGCCUUCAAGACCCUCUCCAACCUGCGCAGCCACCGCAAGACCCAUGGGGCUCCCGCUGCCCCCCCAGCCCCACCCGCUGCCCAGCCCACGCAGACCAUCAUGUGCACCGAGUUCGGGGAGACCAUCGCCAUCAUAGAGACGGCGGAGCCACUGCCCCUGGUGGAGACCAUCGAAAUCUACCAGGCUGCCUUGGAGGGCAGCCUCCAGGUGGACAAUCUGCACGUCAACGCCUUCGUAUAGGGGCGCAGCCCCCCUGUAAAUAAAAGUUCUGGUUUCGCCCGUU
Molecule: messenger RNA, 2668 nt
Organism: Chrysemys picta bellii (western painted turtle)
Lineage: Eukaryota; Metazoa; Chordata; Testudines; Emydidae
Source: RefSeq, a predicted model, not a curated record